UUUUGUACUUUCUUUUUUUAGAAUAUAACCAAAAACCCGUUGGAGUAAUAUAGAAUUCUACAAUGGGAGACAUCAUAAGAGAAACUAGAAAUCGUUCUAGAUCAAAAACACCAUUUCUAAGAUCACAAUGUGAUAGUGAGUCAUGUGCACAUGCUGGCGAAGAAGGGCACUCACAUCAUCAUCAUCAUGAAAAAAAGAAGAAAACUCCAAACGUUCAAACCAUCACAGAAGAAAUCGUUGAAGUAACAACAAAAGUCCCACCAUCUGCUGAAAAAUCUAAAAAAUCUGCAACCAAAACAGUAACGUCCACCAUAUCAUCGUCGUCCUCGUCAUCGUCUUCUGCAUCUAAAGCAAUAGAUAUUGGCAAAACAACAUCAAAAACAUCUGACUAUUCAAGUGAAGAUGCAAGUCCAGAAACCAUUGCUAGAAUUGCUCGAUUUAGUGCUGCAAAUAAAACAACAACACCCGAAAGUGUAGGACAAGCUCAAACAUCAUCUUACUCAAGCUCGACUACAACAACCAAGACAAUUAUAACUAGCUCUUCAGGCCAGAGAUUACAAGGAAAUAAAAAUAUCAAAAGUCUAACAUCAUCGGUUUUGACAUCGACACCAAAAGGUCUCCAGCAACAGAAUUUCUCAUUUGGUAAUCACAAAGAAAUCAGUCAAACUGAUUUACAGUCAGGCUUUGAAGGCAGCACCCAAUUCGGUGGCAGCAAUAUUAUUUCGUCAUCUAAGAAUUCCUUCAAAGAACAGACAAAUGGUAGUCUGGUUGAUCAUGUUGCCUACAAGGAAUAUAAAGAUGCCGGCGAAUAUUGGAACAAAUAUCCAAAAACAGAUUACACAUAUUCAAAACGCUCACCGCAUCGUCGAGAAAUUUGUCCCGGAGUUAUUGCCAUGCCAAACAUGUCCCGCUGCAGUCUGGAAAAUCAUCACGAUCGUGUGAAUGAAAUGAUUCAAAGGUCGCCAGCUCAAGAGGAAUUUAUUCGCCGGCGAUAUGCAUAUCAGACGACAAGUAGUAAUUCCUACAAUCGACGCGCUGCAGAAAAGCUUAUCUAUGACUCUCAGGAUGAGGUUGAUUUGGCACAGUUCGAAAGCUAUCGAAAAAACAAACGAUAUCUUUCGUCAAAUACCAGAUCUACAAUACACAAUGAAUCAUGGUACAAGCGGGUGGUAACUUCUGUGGUCACAACGAUCUUUAGUUUUUGGAGCGUAAUUACUGGUGGCAGCUCUGAGAGCGACCUUUACAAAACCAGAAUUGCACAAGAGGAAAGAGGUUUCUUUGGAAAAAUAAGUGAUGCUAUAUCGUCAGUGUUUAUCGGUUUGUUCCGGUAUAUUUACAUGGCAAUAUCAACAGUGCUAAGUCUUGACACAUGGCUUUUGAAGUCAUCGAACGCUGAAAACACUAACAAGAAACGAUUUCUUCUAUUGCUGCUUAUUCUUCUUCCUCUUUUACUGCUAGCUGGCCUUUAUUAUUAUUUGAAUCCUAAUGAACCUUUCCCGCCUAGAUCCUUAUCCGAAAUAACAUUCAAUUUACCAAAAGUUGAUAUAUCUGAGUUCUAUAAUCAAGAAAAGUACGAAGCAAUGAAAAGAAGUGCAUAUAAUGGUCUCGAUGAUUUGCGUGAUUAUACUCAUGAAUAUUUUGCUUAUUUAAAACAAGUUUCAAUGAAUAUUUUAGAUGAAGCUUGGGGUCUUCUCGAAGAUCAUGAACGUCACAAUCGCCUAGAAAGAGCUUAUAAUUUCUUGCCAUUAACAUUAGCUGGUUUACGUCAAACUAUGUCCAGCUUAGAUCUCAGAAAUCUCUUUACCCGUCCAAAUUUAGAAUCUAGUCAAUACAACAAAGUAAUCAGCGAAGAUAUAACGGGCAAUUUAAAGAAAUCCCUUAGCCCCGAAGAAUAUGAAACCAUAUUCAAUCAUGUAAAUAGCUAUGUACAAAAAUUAGUCGAUGCCAAAUUGGAACAACAAAAUGAACAGAAUAAAGCAACUUUGAUGAAACAACAAAAUGCUUUAUCUAAUGAAAUGCUUCUAACUAUCGCCACUACCGUUCGAGAAAGUAUACAAAAAUUAGAACCAAUUUUGGUUAAGAAAACUCAAAGUGAUUUGCUAGGUGAUAAAAUGAUGCAAAGAAUUGUCGAAAAUGUUGCAGUGGAACUGAAAGAGAGCCAAUGGAAGGAAUCUCCUCCUAGUGCUCCUGCGAUACUAUCAGAGGAAAAUAUUAAACAAAUCUCGCAAAUGAUUCAUGAAAAUAUCGAAAUCAACAAUCAUCAGUACAAUAUUAUCGAAAAAAUCGAUAUUGACGGUCUACUGUUGAAGAUCUUACAGUCUCCCAAUUUAGCAACAUUCGUAGAUUCUAGGAUUUUGCAUGCUAAACAAGAGUCCAGUGAAGCAGAAAAAGAAGUAAUUGCCCGUCAAGAACUAAUCAUCAAUGAAUUGAACAAAGAAAUUGAGUUUAUUAAGGCAACUCUGUCUGAUAAGUUGUCGGAAAACCAAGAUCUUCAUUACUCGAUCAGCAAUCUGAAACUUAGUCAAGACAAUUUGUUGAAACGGGUGGAUAGCCAUGAGUCGUUGGUUUCUAACCGUUUCGGAACACUCUUAGCUGAAAUCGAUGAAAAACUGUCUUUGCUAAGGAAUGAUCAGUUCGCCUUGAUCAAUAAACAGGUUAAAUCGUCACUGAUCGACAUCUUGGGUUAUAAAGACUCUGGGGAGGUUGAGAACAUUGAUUUACAGAAUUGGAUUCGCAAUACGUUUGUGGCUAAAGAAUUUCUAGAGCAGAAACUUAGUGAGCUUUCAGCACAAUCAAGCACCGAUAUGAAAAAAGAAAUCGAUCGUUCUGGAAUGAUUCUCAUGAAACAAAUUAGUGAAAAGUUGAAGGUGGAAAUUCUAAGGUCUGUCGACUUGAAGCAAAAGCAAAGUGCAGCUGAAAUAAGUGGCACAAUCAAAAUGGCUCUUUCGGAGAAUGAAAUUGAAAAGAUUGUAAGAGGAGUUCUUGCAGUUUAUGACGCUGACAAAACUGGUCUAGUUGAUUAUGCUCUGGAAUCAGCUGGAGGACAGAUUCUCUCUACUCGCUGCACGGAAAACUAUCCAAUCAAAUCAGCUCAGAUAUCAAUUUUUGGCAUCCCUUUAUGGUAUCCGGCGAAUACACCUCGAAUAGCAAUUUCGCCAAAUGUCCAGCCGGGUGAAUGUUGGGCGUUUCAGGGGUUUCCGGGGUUUCUAGUCCUUCGACUGAAUUCGAUGAUCCACGUAACGGGUUUCACUAUGGAGCAUAUUCCAAAAACACUUACACCAAACGGAAAAAUUGAUUCGGCUCCAAGGAAUUUUACAACUUGGGGUCUUGAACAUGAAAAUGAUCAUGAGCCAGUGCUCUUAGGUGAGUAUGAGUAUGAGGACAAUGAUUUACCAUUACAGUAUUUCCCAGUGCAACAAGACGUCAAUGGUCGUUUAUUCGAUAUCAUCGAAGUGAGGAUAGAGACCAACCAUGGAAAUCCUCAUUAUACGUGUUUGUAUAGGUUUCGAGUGCACGGGAAACCUCCAACGUUAGAAGUGUAAACUAUAGUAUAUAAAUGUAUAUUUAUGUGUUCAAUUAAGUCCCUGUGUCUAAAAAAUUAACUACUUAAGUUUAGAUUUUAAGUAAAUUGUGCUGCACAAUAUAACAAAAAAAAGCGAUCUAAAUACAAAUAUGAUUGGCAGCUUAUAAGCUCAGCUAAAAACAGGAUAUCUUGUUUAGACGCCUUAAUGUGCAGUUCCUCAACCAAGAUUAAGCAAAAAAUAAUAACUAUUCGUUAACUGUAAAUAAUAAUUUUAAGGAUUUUUUAACGCUGUUAAUAUUGCCGAAGUAGAUUCAAACUAAUGACUUAGAACAAUGUGCCUUAACAAUUAUUAACUGAAACUAAACCAUAAUUCAAAAUCAUAAGAUUUUAUCAAAAGAAUACAAAAGAAAAAAUAACAAAA
Messenger RNA from Episyrphus balteatus (marmalade hoverfly), 3944 nucleotides. RefSeq names its product klaroid protein (gene koi). The record is from RefSeq and is a predicted model, not a curated record. The transcript is spliced from 8 exons. Gene Ontology annotation, cellular component: nuclear envelope; meiotic nuclear membrane microtubule tethering complex. Gene Ontology annotation, molecular function: protein-membrane adaptor activity. The coding region runs from base 63 to 3542 and encodes 1159 amino acids. NCBI's taxonomy places the organism in Eukaryota, Metazoa, Arthropoda, Insecta, Diptera, Syrphidae. Gene Ontology annotation, biological process: nuclear envelope organization.